UUUUUUUUUUAUAAAUCGAAGGCAAGACCCUCUACCAGCAAAAAGAUUACAACUCACUUCAUUGCAAUGCUCACCUUAUUGCAGCCUGGAACAGAACUCACAAUGUCUCUGAGGUCUGCCUGUAUCAUUCACUGGCACUGAGCUAUAGGAUAAGCUUUGCCCAGCCCUGGUAAGAGAUCACACUGAGCUCUGCUUUUAUCAGAAGCCACUUAAAAGCUUGGCCACCAAUGUGCUUUGUCAGGGUUCUUUUGAAGAUUAAGCUGCCUGAGGUCCCUUGCAACUUAAUAAAGAAAAAAAAAACAGAUGUCUACGGCUCAGAUUUUGUUGUUUUAUUAGUGCUUCUGAGUUUCUAGGGCUACCCCUUGGCAUCAUCACUAUGGGUGUUGUCAUUGUUAGGAAAAGCAGUCUGAGACCCAGCUGAGACAUUUGAGGUGAUGGUUACAGAGUGUAGAAACAGAGAGAGGCCUCGUUGAAAGCCCAUUUCCAAGGUGGGGAAAGCCGGCAUCAGAGGCAGCGAAUUCUGAGUUCCAGCAUUCUGGGUCUCUCUCUCUCUACUGCCCUCAUAUCCUCCUUCCCCACCUAGGACUGUCUUUGGCAUGGUCUUUCUAAGCCACAGUCUCUCCCUGGUUCCCUAAUUUUUUUUUUUUUUCAAUCACAGUCUCAGAGUAGAAUAUCCCAGCUACUGGAGGCUACUCAGCUUUUUAAGAGCAAAGAAAUCUGCAUUUUACCUGCUCCAAACUUGCAGGCUCGAGCUGCCCAAGUGACUCUGGUGCGUGCUUAAGUUUCAAGAACUCCGUGGUUCAGAUGUAGUGUUUACUGAAUUAUGGACCACAGUCAAGAUUUUAGAAACAGCUGGUCGAUAAUAAUUGCCUUGACUGACUCUAGGGACCCCCCAGGGAUAUAACCCACUUACAUGCAUGUCCUCCCCAUUGAUCAUUUAUGAGCAGAUUUCACUGCGCAGAGCUGAUGCUUGGAUGUUAGACUUGCUAAUGAGCAGCCACCAUGUGCCCCCGCUGCCUGCCAUCCAGGGCAGUCGCAGUAUAUUGAAUGCAGCAGAGAGAGCUUAGCAGUCACCGUUCUUCCACAUCCCUCUCAGAAAACAAGGGGAGGGUCCAGAGUGUCAUUUGACGCCGACGACAACGUAUUUAUUUCCUCCACCAAAGAGCCAAGCAAAAAGACAAAAAGAAGCUAACUUCUGUAAGGAGGAGCUGGAUGGAAAAGGUGAUGCUGGCAGCCGCCUUUGCAGACUCCAACUCCAGCACCAUGAAUGUGUCCUUCGCUCACCUCCAUUUUGCCGGAGGAUACCUGCCCUCCGACUCCAAGGACUGGAGGACCAUAGUCCCAGCUUUGUUGGUAGCUGUCUGCCUGGUGGGCUUCGUGGGGAACCUGUGUGUGAUUGGCAUCCUUCUUCACAGUGCUUGGAAACGAAAGCCGUCCCUGAUCCACUCCCUGAUUCUGAACCUCAGCCUGGCCGACCUCUGUCUCUUGCUGUUUUCUGCACCUGUCCGCGCUACAGCAUACUCCAGAGCUGCUUGGGAUCUAGGCUGGUUUGUCUGCAAGUCUUCUGACUGGUUCAUCCAUACGUGCAUGGCAGCCAAGAGCCUAACGAUUGUUGCGGUGGCCAAAGUGUGCUUCAUGUAUGCAAGCAACCCGGCCAAGCAAGUGAGUAUCCACAACUGCACCAUCCGGUCCGUGCUGGCGGCCAUCUGGGUGGUGGCUAGCCUGCUACCCCUGCCGGAAUGGUUCUUUAGCACCAUCAGGCUUCACGCGGGAGUGGAAAUGUGCCUCGUGGAGGUACCAGCUGUGGCCGAAAAGUUCAUGUCAGUGUUUGGUAAGCUCUAUCCUCUCCUGGUAUUUUGCAUUCCAUUACUCUUUGCCUGUUUUUAUUUCUGGAGAGCUUAUGGCCAAUGUCAAAAACGAGGAACUAAGACUCAGAAUCUUAGAAACCAGAUGCGCUCAAAGCAACUCACGGUGAUGUUGCUGAGCAUUGCCAUCACCUCUGCCGUCCUGUGGCUCCCUGAAUGGAUAGCUUGGCUGUGGAUGUGGCAUCUGAAGGCCGGAGGCCUGGCCCCACCACAAGGUUUUAUAGCCCUCUCUCAAGUCCUCAUGUUUUCCAUCUCUUCAGCAAAUCCUCUCAUUUUUCUAGUGAUGUCAGAGGAGUUCAAAGAAGGCUUGAAAGGCUUAUGGAAAUGGAUGAUAACCAAAAACCAUCCAGCCUCCUCAGAGUCUCGAGGACCACCAGCCGGUAACUUAGAGGUCCUCCCUGACCAUGUUCCCUCUCCAGAAUCCCCAACAUCCGUACCAGAGAAAGAGAAGGCUGGCUCUCCUUCCUCUGGCAAAGAGAAAACCGAGCAGGCAGCAAUUCUCGUCCUUCCCGACGUAGAGCAGUUUUGGCAUGAGAGGGACACAGUCUCUUGUGUACAAGACGAUGACCCUACCCCCUGGGAACAUGGAGAUCAAGAGACAGGAGACUGUGAUAAAUGAUCAAGUUUCAAAGCAAAACAAAUUGCGAUGAUUGUUCUUUACUUGUACUGCUGCUUAUCAAUAUUGCUGACUUUACUAUAUGUAAAAAAACAAAACAAAAAGGAUAGAAUUAUUACCAUUAGGAAUUACAAAAAUGUCUGUAUUUUCAAAAUGUGCAAUUUGGUAAGUAGAACACCAUGUCAUGUUUCAUAAUUAUCACCUGGCUGUCCAAAAAACUGUUGUAUGUUUCUAUAAUUACAAAGCCCAGCUACUUUGUCAUUUGUUCACAAUAGCUUUUAUUUGGGUACGCUUUAGAAGCAGCCCUGGACUGGCUGGAGCAGAGGUUAUCUAUCAGAAGCCGGACCCCUUUACCUUUAGUUUCUUUCUGCACUUGCUAGCCCUAGCUUCACCUAUCAAACUUUAUUUCACAUUAACCAGAGCUCGAAAUCUACAUCCACUUGAGGUGUUUAACACGCUAAUGAAUAAAUCUUAAUGAGUUAUCUUCUUUUGCUUAAAAUAAGUAAAUUUACUUAAUGAAAAUCUAUACAGAAUUUUCAAGACUGAAGGUUGCAGAGUAAGGAACAUUACCUUAUUCCAAUUCUGAACUAAUUUCAAAUUACGGCUUAUUCUGGCUAAGUAAAUUGAAACUGCUUAAUACUAAAACCUGCUUCACUGA
Messenger RNA from Pteropus alecto (black flying fox), 3139 nucleotides. RefSeq names its product G protein-coupled receptor 151 (gene GPR151). The transcript has a single exon. Bases 1213 to 2484 code for a protein of 423 amino acids. Gene Ontology annotation, cellular component: membrane. The record is from RefSeq and is a predicted model, not a curated record. NCBI's taxonomy places the organism in Eukaryota, Metazoa, Chordata, Mammalia, Chiroptera, Pteropodidae. Gene Ontology annotation, molecular function: G protein-coupled receptor activity. Gene Ontology annotation, biological process: G protein-coupled receptor signaling pathway.